AUGACGGGGAUGGGCAAAGACCCUGACACGGCCAAGCAGACACUGCGCGAUAAUGAAGGCGAAGAAAAAGAAAAAACGGUGAUGCCCGGCGGCGGCCUGGCCAGUCCUGUGACCAAGCUGGAUGGCCCGCUGGUUGCUUUGCGCGGGGGCUUUUGUGGGGCAUACCCGCUGGUGACGGGCGAGGCUAGGACUGGGGCGAUGCAAAAAAGACGCCAGUGGUUGUGCCGCAUAAAGCGUGCAAGAUUGACAAUCUGGGGAAUAUACGGUGUAGGGGUGGUUAUAUCUGGCAACAUAUUGUGUGGGCAGGCAAGCCUUGUAGUUCCCUCCUGGCCCACCCUGUUUAGAUUGGGCCUGGCGGGCGCGGCGAGCGCCUGCUGUGCUUGGAUGAUUGUCAACUCCUGCUGUCACCGGUGGCCCCCCAUUGGUGCAUCGAGGUUCGCAAGAAUCAAGCUGCUUGCUUCAGCUGUCUGCCUGACUGCCUCUGAACGUCAGGACUCUCCCGCACCGCGUGAGCCGCGCCGGGAGGUCUGGCAAUUUAAAAGCAAGGCACUCUGGACCGUCGACGUCGCACUACAGGCUGGUCCAAUGUCACGACGCCCUCUGCAGCAGCAAUUCGACCAAGUCUCUGCGUCGGGGCUGGGGCGCUUGCUCCAGAAGCAUAUUCGACAUGGCCUCGGCCUGCUCAGCUUGGGUGACGAAGACGCGAGAAAGCGGCAUCGAGAGCACAAGAGAGUGGAAAAGAAAAGGGCAAGGCCCGAGGACCGACGCAUAGUCGACCAGGCCCCGAGAGAGAUGGGAUAUGGUCGGUAUCGAGACGGAGGCAAACACGGAAAAGUAUGCAGAAUUGUUACUCAGCAAAAUGGGUGGGUUGCAGUGCGGUACUGGGAUUCCAAAGGUCAAAUGAUUCCAAAGGGCUCGCGCCAAUUGGGAGGGGCUGGAAGAAGCGGUUACAUGUCCGAUGCCGGAAGGAAACCUUUCGCCAAUUGACGGGAUGGAAUCAUUCAUGUUGAUCUGAUGGAAGGAAACACAGGCGGCACACCCGUCAUCCCCCAGCGACGCAUGCGGCCCUGUCACGCAAAUUGCCACGGUUGCAUCGUGGCCGGCAGUCCUGGUACUUUUUAUUCUUCACCUCGUUCUGGAGGACACGAG
Messenger RNA from Gaeumannomyces tritici R3-111a-1, 1149 nucleotides. RefSeq lists its product as hypothetical. The coding region runs from base 1 to 987 and encodes 328 amino acids. The record is from RefSeq and is a predicted model, not a curated record. The transcript is spliced from 3 exons. NCBI's taxonomy places the organism in Eukaryota, Fungi, Ascomycota, Sordariomycetes, Magnaporthales, Magnaporthaceae.